This is a messenger RNA of Syngnathus typhle (broad-nosed pipefish), 2439 nucleotides long. RefSeq names its product phospholipase B domain containing 1b (gene plbd1b). Gene Ontology annotation, molecular function: glycerophospholipase activity. Bases 82 to 1692 code for a protein of 536 amino acids. NCBI's taxonomy places the organism in Eukaryota, Metazoa, Chordata, Actinopteri, Syngnathiformes, Syngnathidae. Gene Ontology annotation, biological process: phospholipid catabolic process. The record is from RefSeq and is a predicted model, not a curated record. The transcript is spliced from 11 exons. Gene Ontology annotation, cellular component: extracellular region.
CGUUACUCUCCAACAGCCACUCCGCGAGGAAGUGUUACAUUGGGAAAUACGGGACAACAGCAGGGAUUUAUCAGGAAAAAAAUGGGGCAGCAUGGCAUCAAAUUGUGCAUCCUGUUGAACACUUUGGCAGCAUCAGUGCACACUUGGCACCUCAAUGAGGCCACCGUGUAUUGGGAUGCAGCCCAGAAAAGGGUGAUCCUGAAUGAGGGGGUGAAGGAGACAGAGGGUGGUGCUUAUGGUUACUUCAAUGACAGCCUGCAACUCACUGGAUGGGGCAUCUUGGAGAUCCGCGCUGGCUACGGAGACGUCCAAGAGGAAGAUGAGAUGACAUUUUUCCUGGCUGGCUACCUGGAAGGCUACCUCACUGCUGGACAAAUAUUUAACCAUUACUCCAACAUGUACCCCCAGCUAAUAAAGGAUGAGAGGGUUUUAAAUCCCUUGAAAAGAUUCUUAAGCAAACAGGACCAGUGGGCCAGGGAGCAAGUAAACCUGAGGAAGACUAGUGACCCUUUGUGGAAACAUUUGGGACUGAUCCUAGCCCAACUGGACGGCUUAAUCGCUGGAGCUGGACAAUGGGCCAAAGUCAAACACAUUGAACCUCUGUCUGCAUUUGCCGUGCAGUUUUUAAAUAGUGUCGGUGACCUCUUGGAUCUCGUCCCUGCGCUGACGCCUCGCCCCGAGUCUACUGGGCCCACCGCUUUCAGGAUGCCGGGAAUGGGCCACUGCACGGCCCUCAUAAAGGUGACAUCUGGGUUUGAGAAUCUGCUGUUGGGCCAUUCCAGUUGGUACAAUUAUGCAGCCACCAUGCGCAUCUAUAAACAUUGGGACCUCAGGGUGUCACAUUCAGCCACUGGAAAAAUGUCAUUCAGCAGCUACCCUGGUUUCCUCUCAUCUCUGGAUGAUUUCUACCUGCUCGGUAGCGGCCUGCUGCUGACUCAAACCUCUAUCGGUAUCUUCAACGCCUCGCUGUUUUCUCAGAUCAGCCCUCACAGCCUUCUGGCUUGGCAGAGAGUGCGAUUAGCCAACAGCCUGGCGCACAGUGGCCAUGAGUGGGCGCAGAUCUUCUCCAAAUACAACUCAGGUACAUAUAACAGCCAGUACAUGGUGGUGGACUUGAGUAAGGUUUCGCUGAGGCAGAGUAUCAGGACUGGAGCUCUGACUGUCGUGGAGCAGAUCCCCGGGAAAAUUCGGCACACUGACCAGACUCAAGCUUUACGAGGAGGCUACUGGCCAUCCUACAACAUUCCAUUUCAUGUUGACAUCUACAACCUGAGUGGGUACGAUGUGAUGUGGAGGCGAUACGGAGAAGACUUUUCCUACGAUCUUUGUCCCAGAGCCAAAAUUCUCCGCAGGGACCAGGCUAAGGUGUAUGACCUCAGGUCCCUCAAGCACAUCAUGCGAUACAAUAACUACAAAAGGGAUCCUUAUGCCAAGGGCCAUCCGUGUAAAACCAUUUGUUGCCGGAACGACCUGCGCCUAAAGAGACCACGCCCUGGAGGUUGUUAUGACACGAAGGUGACUGACUACCAGAUGGCUCUCCAGCUCGUUGCAGAGGCAAUAAACGGCCCUACAACCCAGGGGGGUCUUCGACCAUUCUCGUGGCACUCCUUUAACAUCACCGCCCACCAGGGUCUUCCUCCCAUGUAUAACUUUUCUUUUGUCACAAUGAAACACGUUCUCCAGCGGCCCUAAACGCACCUACCAUCACCUCUGUAAUAUUUGGUUUGGAAUCGUUUUGUCGGUUUUUUUUUUAUGCUAACAUUUGCUAAUUGCCAUUCGACACAAAGAGACAUGGCACAGGCUGUUUGCAGAUUGCAGGUUUUUGGAUAUGAUGCAAAGUGUUAUUCCCUGGAGUAGUGGGGGGGGGGGGGGCGACCUUUUCCUCCAGCAUCACCCGCAAAUGUUAAUGUUUAACCACUGGAGGGCUAUUUUGACAUGUAGCGCUGAUGCUAAAGGACGCAACUACGUGGAUUCUAUGUAGAUUAUUACAUGUAGUAAUAAAAGUGAUUAAAGAAUCAUUAACAUGUAAUGUAUAUUGUUUAGUUUUUAAUGUUAAGGCAAUGCCUGUGGAUGAAACAAAUAAUACAGACAAAUCUGAAAUGAAGUAACACACUGACCCACACGUGAAAUGAAUUUUCGUCUUUGUUUGCAUAGGGCUAUUGUUUUGUCUGCAGGUUUCAUUUUCACUUCCUGCUUACAUUGAGCAAGAUACUAAACAGUGAACACCCAGUUGAGCAACAUAGUAAAGAAGCAUGAUGGAACAGCCAUGUACUAACACAGUUUAUAUUCAAAAAGUCUGUACAUGUGUCAAAGUACAAUACAGUGUAUGCAUAUUUUUAUAUUUUAAAGAGUUUUAGAUUAGCUAAAUAUUGAUUCUGAGCUGCAGAUGACGUAAGUGGGUUGAUAUAGCUAGUUGCUACAUAGUGGUCCUAGUAAAAG